AAAAUUGCUUUUAUUUUAUUUUUGUUCAAUCUUUUGAAAAAAAUUUAGUUUCCAUGGAAACAGAAUUACCACAUACGCGAAUUCGCACUAUUAUGAAAAGUUCAUUGGAUACUGGUCAAAUAACAAAUGAAGUUCUUUAUUUAAUGACCAAGUCUACAGAAAUGUUCAUUAAGCAUUUCACUAAGGAAGCAUAUUCCAACGUCAAAAAGACUACCAAUAUUCUAAAGUAUGAGCACUUAGCUGAUCUGGUACAAAAUAAUGAAAAUUUGGAGUUUCUCUUGCAAAUCGUUCCACAAAAGAUUACAGUGAAAAAUCUCCAAGGCUUGCUCAAGCAAGAUGAGAGUAGUGGUGAAUCUUCAUCAGAGGAAGACAACUAGAACCAUCCAAUGCAAAAAAAACAUCGAUUAUAUACGUUCAGAAUAUUUAGUUUAUGAAAAGUUACUCUCAAGAAUUUCAUUUCUCAUUUUCAACAUUAAAAC
Messenger RNA from Glossina fuscipes, 479 nucleotides. RefSeq names its product chromatin accessibility complex 16kD protein (gene Chrac-16). Gene Ontology annotation, cellular component: nucleus; CHRAC. NCBI's taxonomy places the organism in Eukaryota, Metazoa, Arthropoda, Insecta, Diptera, Glossinidae. The transcript has 2 exons. The record is from RefSeq and is a predicted model, not a curated record. Gene Ontology annotation, molecular function: protein heterodimerization activity. Bases 54 to 377 code for a protein of 107 amino acids.